GAUUUGUUCUGUUUGGUAAAAUAGGUAUCCUAAAGUUCAUCCUUUAGAACUAAAUGAAUCUCUAUAUUCAGAAUUUAAAAAUAUUAAUGUUUCUGCGUCACAGUUGCCUGAAAAUAUCAUUAAAGAGGUGAAGAGUCUUAAAGAACAAAUGGAUGAGGGUUUAUUAACUGUGAAUGGAUUUCUAAAGAAGAAAGCUCUCGUAAUAGGUACAUAUAUGCAUAGUUUUAAAAAUGCAUCUAAAGAAACACCUGUUCUAGUGACUGAAAUAAACUUUGAAUCAAAUGUAAAUAAUAAUGUUACAGCAAAGCAUGAAAUUUUAUUACCAUCAGAGAAUAUAGCUUCUUUGCAAAAAGGAUCAAAAAUUCAGGCAAACAUUGCAUCUAGUAUGGGUUUUAAUUCUAACACGAAUGAAACUAAAGAGAAUGUAAAGCUGAAAUGGCAGUCGAGCAUCCGAGCUAUCCAACAACAGUUGCGAAGUGCUUCUGCAUUUUCGAAGUCUCAAGUCUCUGAUUCUUCUACAAGCUCACUGCUUAAAAAUUAUUUUAAAAAUCUUAGCAAUUUCAAUUCAAAAAAAAAAGCAAGUGAGGCUAUGUCAUCUUAUUUAAUACCAAGUGUGACUCAAAGGCAUUUACUGGAUACUUUUGGUGACUCACUGAGACAUGUAAAUAAAUUAUACAAUGAAGCUUUUGGGUAUGAAGCUCGCAAAGUACCUUCACAUAUUGCACAUUUUGUAGAUAAAAGUGUCAUGUCUCGCUUAACAGAAAGGUUUAGUGCUGCUUUUGAUGUCACAUCUUCACACAAAAUACGUAGUUCUAAUGAUAUGCAGUUUUCAUUUUCUUAUUAUUAUUACCUUAUGAGUGAAAUAGAAUCUGUUGAGGUUGAAGAAAUAUUUGAUAUGUUUGACACUGAUAAAUCUGGAACCUGGUCAGACAGAGAGAUACGAACUGUUUUGACUAGACUAUAUGAGUUACCACUGGAUUUUUCUCUUGUUGCUGGGUUUGAGCAAAUGAUAUUGAAUUGUUCUCUUACUAAUCCACCACCUACUGUAGAAUCCAUUAUUCUUCACAAUGAACGUUAUUAUGAUUCAAAACUACCUCUUGUCACUAAAUCCUUAAUUAGCUCCUGUCCGCCUGUUGUUUUAAUGUUGCGUGAACACUUUGGUCACAGAAAGCAAAAUGCGUAUGAAACUCUAGGUGAAGAAGAAGUGGCCUUUAAAAUGAUUCAUAAUAAUCUAUCUCAGGUUCUUGGUCAGAUAGAUGAUCUGAGAAAACAUCCCAAGAAAUUUGUUUGUUUAAAUGAUAAUAUGAAUCAUGGGACACAAGAAGCAGAAGUUAUUCGAGCUGUGAUACAAGAUUUUUAUGAAUCUCUAUUUCCAACAAGAUCUCAAUUUGAAUUGCCACCUGAAUAUCGUAAUCGCUUCUUAUAUGUUAGUGAAUUAAAAGAAUGGAGAAAGACUCGAGAUUUGAUACGUAUUGUGACCUAUUUGAUGCUUGCUUUUCUAAUAAUUUUUUCUGUUUUCUCUUUCUGGAAAUCUGAGAUGAGACCAGUUGAACGAUAUGCAAGAUUAAGGAAUAUCCAAAAUCAAACUAGAAAUCCUUUGCAUGUUUAAUUUUUUUAAUUCAUAAUGUGGUCUAAAAAGGCUUUUAUAGUGCAUUAUGUGGACAGAGCUGCCGCAAAGCGUGAUCUCUAGAGGUACCCCUUUUGUUGGCCAGAAUGCAGUGGGGUGAGGAAAAAGCCCUUCCCUGGUAGAAAUUAGAAGGGGAAAAAAAUUAUGCCCUUAAUUUCCCAUCUUUUACUUUAAAUGAACUAGAAAGGACAGAACUAUAUUCUUCAGGGAAUGUUCUCAUUCCUCCUUUUGCUUCCAAAUCAUUAUGCAAAUAUGCAUUUACAAAUUUUAAAAAUGAAAAGUGCAUUUUUGUGAUGUUAUCAUCAAGCAACGAUUUGUAGGUACUUUAUUUUUUCCCAAAAUAUUUUUGAUGAUGAUGUUUUUACAGCUUUAUUUUCAACCAUGAUGUUUUCUCCGACUAUGAUUUAUACAGCAAUAUUUUUUGCUUCCGUUGUUUUCUUUUUGAUAAUUUUGCUGCAGUGUCUUUGCCUGUAACCAUAUAUUCCCCUGCACUGUAGCAAUAUAUGUGCACUCAUACUGCUGAUUUCAGUAUUUUGUGCACAAAAUUGAGUAGGAAAUAGAUAGAAAUGUCACUGCACAGGAUUUCUUAACAUGCUAUUUAAUUAAAAGGACCGCAUACAGCCCAUCAGCUGGCUUUUGCCGGUCCCUGCAGAAGUGCCUACUUUACAAACUUGCUAAUUUAAAGUUGUGAAGAUAAUGGUAAAACCAAAAUUGAUUUCUUUUCUCAGACCACUAAACAUAAAUUAUUUUUAACAUUGGCAGUAUAAUGUCAAACAAAAAUUACAAUAAUGAAAAGAUGAAAAUGUACUUGAUAAAUCUCAUCAACAUUAAAUGUACCUUGAAUGUAAUUUUCGUAUUUAAUCUCACCAUCUUUUGGCAUUAAAAAUUUAGUUUACCUGUUUACAUUAUUAUGAAAUUUUACUCAUGUUAUAUUCAUAAACAUUUUAUAAUGAAGUGACUAACUAUAAUUUUUCUUACUGAAUAGUUCUGUUUCUUUUACCAAGAAGUAUAUUAACAAUUUUUAUUGAAAUUUUUAUCCAUGUUUGAGGAUUACUAGUUAAUAGUUUUUGUAUCCUGCUAAAUGUUUUUCUUAAAAAAUUUGAUUUAAUUCCUUAUUAAAUAUAAAAGUGUUACCCUAUGAAAUGUUAAUAUUAUUUUUUUGCAUUGAAACAUACUAUUUAAUUUUAAAAAUGUGUAUAAUUAUCAUUUUUUUUAAACAGCCACAUUUCAACUAUAUCUAUGAGAUUUUUAUUGCUGAUAUAAAUUACACAUUUCUGAAUUGUAUUUCAUUAAUUUUAUGAAAGCUGCUCCAACAAUUUGUGGACUGAGAAUUACUAUUUAGACUUUGAAUCAUUAGGAGGUUUGGUGCGGAUAUAUAUUUUGAAACAGCAGACUUCACACUUCAUAUACUGUUUUCUGAGAUGCACUAGCUCUUCAAACAAACUAUAGACUGUUUAAUGACAAUCAGUAUAAGAUAGCAGAUGUGACAACUUUCACUUCCUGGUUUUUGCUGAAUUUCUUCCUCUCUUAACUUUUUUCAUGUUAUAAAAGCCCAAAGAUUGCAGGGCAUAUGGUCUGAGCUGUAUAAAGAUGAUCUAGACACUCCCUGUGAAUUUUCUACAAAGCUUCUAUAGCCUGUUGGGCUGUAUAUUAUUCAACAUUAUCUUGAAAGAGAGAAACCAUUUAUGUAAAGCAGUUUAGUUCCUCUCUCUUACACUUUUCCACAAAAUUGCUUUUCUCAGAUGAAAUACUUAAAGCACUAAUCUCCAUUUACAGUUUAUUUGUUUGGAAAACUGUGUAUCCAUAUUGUUUUACAGUUAUUCAAAAAUAAAAUCAGUAUUAAUUUCUUUGAGGAAUCAGAUAUCUGAAAUUUUGGAGAGAUGUGGUUAUUUGCUGUUUUGAUUUAGGAUUAUAAUGUCUGCUUCAGGAUUCAUCAGUUAUGAUUAUUCUGUUCAACAUGUCGAGAUCUUUCUCAAUUCACAGAAGUAUUGAACACAAUAGAACUUGUGGUCUUCAUUCUAUGUGAAACCCAUCUUGCAUAAGCUUGAGACAUUUUCAGAUUAAAAUAUAUUACAAUAUUUUGCUACAUCAGCAUUAAAUUAAGCUCUUAAAUUAAUGAACAUCUGUCUUCUUUCACUAAUAUCUCUAUUUUUCGAAUAUUUUCAUUGUCUAUAGAUGUUCUUGGCUCAUCUUGUACAUUGUGUCUUUAAAAUGCCUCCACCAUUUGAAUAUGGCCAGUUUGCUUAUUCUACUAAUCUCAGACAUUUCCUGCCCACUUUUACAUAACUUGACACAAAAUUUAUCAACGACCCUUUGUCUAGCUAUUAAUGGCAUAUCAUCUGCCAUAAAAAAGUGUGCACUGCAGUUGUUCUUUUACAUUAAGCAAACAAAUGAUGCUCAUUAGCUUUACUUCCAUUUACAAAAUAGGACACAGGCUGUCUUUAUAAAUGUGCAGUGUUACUAGUCCACAAACUUUCUGAAUUGUUAAUUUGUUACUCUAAAUAUAAAAAUUUAUUCUUCUAUAUGCCGUUGAUGAAUAUUAUUUGAUCCUUGCUCCUCCAUAUCUAUCUACUUUAUAUUGACUCUAUUGUAUGUUAACCAUUUCUGAUUUAUACAUAAAUAAAUAGAGGAGCUAAAUUGGGGAAAAUGUGUAAGUGUUACCAGAAUAUCUUUUAUUAAUAAUUUAAAGAGGGUCAUAGUAUGUAUAAUGUGAUAUAAUUAAAAUGUUUCGUUAUUAAAUUAUACAUUCUUUCUGCUCUAUAAAAAAGUUAUGUUCUAUGUUGGAGCAUAUUCGAUUGAACCAUAAAGGGGGAGAAAUAUUUGACAAAUCAUUGUCGUAUUCCUCUCCAGUUAAAUAUUUAACUGAUAUUUGAAAAAUAUAGAUAUGAAAAUUUUGUGUAUAAAUAAAUUAAUUGCACUUACAUACAUUUAAGGUUCUAAAUUUUAAAAUUAAUUUAGUAUCUACUAUUAUAUGAAAGGCUCAGGAAUGAUUCUAUAAAACAUAAGAUUUCAAUUUGUUGGACUAUUUUUAUAUCCCUUUUAAAAAUAAUUCUCUCCCACUGCAAUGCACUUCUGCCAAAGUGAUGAUGAAUGACUUUAGAACAUGUUUCAUGAAAUUCUUCUGGGCCUCACAGUAGAUUUCUGUUUAUUGCAUCAAAGUUCAGAACAGUGAUUACAAAGUGCCAAUUUUGAGCAUGGAAAUAUGAAAAAAGCCACAUAGUGCAGAAUACGUAGUUUUCAAAGUCAUAUUUGUUGAAUUUUAGGUCAAAAAUUUGCAAACAACAAAAGCAGUGUAAGUAAGUGACUUACUGUGUUGCAGAAUCCAUGCAAUAUCUUGAAGCAGUUAAGUAAUUUCCUAUGAAUUGCUUUACAUAAAUGCUGCAAAACACAGUGAUAAUAUUCUUUAUUAACAAUUGCCUAUGGAAGAAAUUUGCAAUAUGCAACACCAUAAUAAUUGGCAGGGGGCAUGCUUCAACUUUUGAGCAGCAUUAAUUUGAACUGUUUCUCUAUCAAAAGCAUAAUCUGCAUGUCUUUACCAGUAAUAAUAUAUUUUAAGGACUCAUCUUGAAAAAAUAUCUCCUGGGCCAUUUGGCUAUAUUAUAAUUUUUGGAAAAAAUUCAGCAUUUUUCAACAACUCUAGAAGUGAUGUGCUGCAAGCAUAAGUGAUUUUUAAAACUACUAAACAGGAUUCAAAUUAUAUGCAACACAUUCAAUAAUAUCCCUAAUUGUUAAAUGAUGACUGCUAAACACUAAAUCUCUGGUCUUAUUAAUAAGUUGCUCAUUAACAGAAAUACAUGGUAUAUCAGAACAUAGUUCAUCUUGGGCAUAUUUUCUGUCUUCUUCAAACAUCUUUACCACAUAAAAAUUUAUUUUUGAUUGAAGGUUAAUUUCAAGAGCUUUCUGCAAAAUUUCAAACAUCUCUGCAGCAAAAAUUCUUAAUUCAUUAAAAGUGAAUUUAUUUGCAAAUUAUAAAAAAGAAAGGAAAUAAAAACUGUUGUCUGAUGUCAAAUAAAAUUUAAAGAAAAACUUUGUAAGUGAUUUCUUGAAUGUAUGUAUGGGGUUGAAACAUAAGUAAUGGCCGUUUUUUUAAUUUUAAAAUUUUUAUUUUAACAAAACAAAAAGCAAUAAAUUAGUCAAUAAUAUCCGAGUUUUUUAACUUUCCCCAUAGACCUAAGAUGUUGAACUAUAGUCAUUUGGCUACAACCCAUUCAUUCGGCUAAUUCUCGAGUGGUUUGACGCGUCUUCAUGUAGGUCGAAAUUUCCAUUUUUGAAUUUGACAAACUUCAGGCAUUGCACCUUCUAAUACAUUUCACAAAUUUCUCGGGUAGCUUUUGCAGGAUUGGCGCCUCAAUUAAACACAAAAAGAAGGUGUCGAAAAUGCUUAUUUUUUUCAACUUGAUACUCCAUUUUAAUGAUCUGAAAAAUAUCAAAAAUUAGCUCAGACAAAAAAAUCAAGUACGCCGUCUUGUAGAGGAAAAGAUUAUCUUUGGAAUAACACAGAACAUUAUUUCAUUACAUUUUAUUUUUACCACAUAAUUUUAAACACAACAUAAAUAGCUGUUACUUAAUGUUUCAACCUAAUGUGUUAAAUUGGAUACUUUUUGAUCACAGUAGUAUGUAGAAUUUACAAAUGAAAAUGCAGUGAACUUGUGUUAAUUUGUAUUUUUAUGAAAAAUUUAAUACAACUAUGCAUUAUGGGCCUUUCCCCCCCCCCAUUUUCUAUGUUCUCAUUAAAAUACUGGAUAUCUGAAGUGUAUUUUUUGAUAAUAUGAAAUAUUCAAGAAACGAGUUUGUCUUUCAAAUGAUAAUCUAGAAAUUAUUUGUGAAAUCUUCUUCUAGUCAAAUAAAAUUAUUGCCAUAAUGUAUCUUUUGCAUGUAAAAACAUUUUUGUCUUAUCACCAAUAAUUCUGUGAUCAUCAUCUAUGCAAAUGAAUGAGUCCAUGCUCUGUUACAAUGCAUUUAAUAAAUAAGAAUCUUGAAUGAA
Molecule: messenger RNA, 6611 nt
Organism: Stegodyphus dumicola
Lineage: Eukaryota; Metazoa; Arthropoda; Arachnida; Araneae; Eresidae
Gene: Gnptab
Product: N-acetylglucosamine-1-phosphate transferase subunits alpha and beta
Biological process (GO): carbohydrate phosphorylation; translation; N-glycan processing to lysosome
Cellular component (GO): ribosome; Golgi apparatus
Molecular function (GO): structural constituent of ribosome; calcium ion binding; UDP-N-acetylglucosamine-lysosomal-enzyme N-acetylglucosaminephosphotransferase activity
Source: RefSeq, a predicted model, not a curated record